Ostertagia ostertagi is the source of this 4455-nucleotide messenger RNA. The record is from the annotation of a GenBank genome assembly. NCBI's taxonomy places the organism in Eukaryota, Metazoa, Nematoda, Chromadorea, Rhabditida, Trichostrongylidae.
AUGGAGGGACCACCGCUUGUGACUCGUCACUCGCUUGAUGAAGAAGAUGUUCACGGUCUGGGGUACGGCGUUGGUGAUGGAUGUAGCGGACCGUUUUCCACAACUCUUCUGGAACCAAACGUGCAUGACGUGAUGAGCAUGGAACUUGCUCAUCACGAAAUGGGAGGUUACUUGGAUCCACGAAGUUUUGGCGGAGGAACCUUGGGUUUCGAUGAUUAUAACGCCUCAUCAUCCUUAUACGACGUUAACAGCGCUUUUGGGGAUGACAUGUCCAACGAGCAGAAGAAUUUAUUUGGCAGUGAUGCUGUCCCUUUCACCCAGUUGAAUACCAACAACCAAAUGAAGUCAAACGGUCGUACAGAGCAUCAUGCUGCAACAAUUCAAAAUAACAAAUACGACAACAAUGUCGUAAGGUACGACCAGCCACGAAGUGUACCCACGUAUCCUGUGAAGACGGCUGAUCCAUCCACCUGCACUCAAUAUGCUCCCGUCAGGACUCUACUAAGUUCUACAAUGAAAUCACACGGAAGCACUUCAAGUCGACGAACAGCAUCUCGUAGCACACAAAAGAAAGAGGCUAUCGAUCCGAAAAGGGUGGAGGAUGAAGUAGCGAGAAAUGUAUCACAGAUUCUGUCCGCUACAAAACAGCAGCGUCUGGCAAUGGAAGCCCAACAGCGCAGCGGUACUGCUGCACCACAACCACCACGCAUCGCCUAUGCAUGCCCCGACUGCCAUAAAACAGUAACUAGCACUAGAAACCUACAGCGUCAUCGUCAAACUUGUCCUGCUAGGAUGGGUAACGGUACCACCGUCAUGGGAAUGCCUCCUUCUACAGUACCUUCCUCUUCCGUUGCAGUGUGCCCCUCUUCUACCUCGGUGAUGAUAUCGCCUACAUCAUCGUAUUCUAACCUUUCUUAUUCUAACUAUAACCUCUCUACUGAUGAUCAACAUUACGCGGACUGGUCUCGCAGCAAUAGUUAUUCCGCUCCACAAUCCGUAUCUAGUCAGCACGAACGUUGUUUGAAUGAACCAGCCGAUCAGCUCGGUACCCUGGAUCCUAACAGUAUCUCAUGUCGCCUCGAGGAUGCCUGCUUACAUCCUCUCUCUUUGGACCUCGAUGAACCCCGAGCACUUUCAAGUAGCGAUUCGACAAGUUCCGCAUCCACAGGGACUCACUCGUCUGGUACAAUAUUUAUAUGUGAAUCUUGCAAAAAGUCAGUUUCUUCUCUGCGUAGCUUGAAGCGCCACCACACUACCUGUAAACAAUACAUCGCUGAGAAUGGUCCGCCUCCUGACAGCGACCGUUCAUCGACUUCUCAAAGCAAGAAUGCUGCAGAACCGGUCGCCGGUGAUUUGCUGACAGUGGCCGUAAUGAAUUCAGCUGUUUCUCCUGGCGUUAUGAAAUCCACUUCGUGCUCGUUACCAUCAUCAUCAUCGCGUAUCACCGCCGUUGUGACUGUGAUUGCUGCUGACCGUGGUGGUACAACUUAUCAGUUUGAUUCAUGUUCGAAUGCCCCUCCUCCUCAGUUGCCGCUCGUUACGUCGUCAUCAUGCCGCUGUUCGUCAUUAUCCGACUGCAUCUGCACACCGUCAACUUCACCUCAGCAGUCUUUGUUGUGCGUUCCCAAGCUGGCUGCCAACAACAACACAUGUGAAGAUUGUAACCGCCAGCUGUGUUCGGCUAGUAACCUGAAACGUCAUCGUGCCACAUGCAAGAUCGUCAUGCAAAAGUGGCAGUACUCAAGAAGUGGUGGAGUUGUUUCACCAGUGUCCAAACCUGUUCAGCAACAGAAAUGGCAACCAGUUGAGAUAGCAGCGCGAGAAAGAAUGAUAAUUGAUCGAUCGUAUGCAGCUGCUUUGGCAGCUAGCCAAGAGGCACAUCAGCAUGUUCAACAACAGCCACAGAUGAUAACUCGUACAACAUCGGAUAACACUGGGACGUUUGUGAUUGUACAGGACCAGGGCAUAGUCGGUGAAAGACCCUGGAUAACUGUUGGUGAACACCUACGAGCACAACACAUGCAGCAAAAAGUACUAGAGGCUCAGAACCAGCAAAAUCAAAACAUGGCGCCCUCAGCAACCUCAUCGAUGGAGAAGUUUAGUAGCGAGGAUGCGGCUAAAACUUCUAAUAAUACCCUGCAUGUGGUACCCUCACUUGUGAAAUUUAAGUCGUGCGAUGAACACCACGUCGACGACACUGAAGGUACUGGUGAAGAGAAGCAUCGUGUGCAGGAGCCCUCACAAAUGAUAGAGCGGAAGACGUCUACGUCUUCGUAUAAAUGUACGAACGUCAUCUCUCGUCUUCCAAUGAAUGUACAACCAGCAACAGUUAUGCGCUGCUCAUCAACUGUCGAGCAGAAGCCGAUUUACGACGUAAAAUCUGGCGCAGGAGUUGGAUCGCAGUCAAUUCAAUGCUCAUCAGCACCAAUCACUCCACUUGAGAGUAUUAUAACAACGCAGCCGUUACCCAGCGAGCGCCUGAACUCGUCGUUUGGAUCGUCCCGAGAUACAAAUGAGCGGCGUAGUUCGGAUGCGAUACAGACAAGUGUUCCAGCGCUUGGUUCCUCUGGCAUGUUGUCAUCUGGUCGCCAGGCUGCGCCACUCACCUCCGAAUUUCAGUGUCCAGAAUGUAUGAAAACUUAUUCGUGCCGUAAAAACGUGAAGCGUCAUCGCAUGGCAGUACACAAGUUGUCGGCAGAGGAAGUAUCACGACCAAUGAGUGCUGCUCAAUCGUUGGGCAGUAUGGGUGACUCGCCACCACUUCCAUCUCUGGGGCAACAAGUCAAUCGUAUGACGGUGGCCAGAAAUGACUAUAAAUCUGAAGGACCUAUGAUGGGAUCUUCUCAGCAGAUGGUUCAACAGUCAAGAUAUCAGGAAAGGGUGAAUAAUUCAUGGAUGAAUUCCCAUCAAGUGCAAAAUUCGCACACGGAGGGCAGUUGGGCCAGGUCAAGAGAGUACGUGGAUGAUGAGGAAAGCGCUGAAACCGCCAGGAUUGCAGCCGAGCUGAAGCGGAGCGCUGAACAGGAAAUGGCUGAGAUAGAAGGGAAGAAACCACGUACGGAAUUAGCUGAAGCGGACACGACAUUCCACGAGGAAACUGAAACAAGCUCUUCUCUCACACACGAUUCUACAAGAAUGCAUUCUUUGACAUCAUCUGUUGCUGGACAGUUCCACUCAAACUCUGGUUCUCAUUCCGCAAUGAGUUCGUGGAUGGAGCAGAAAUCAACACCGGCGGACGUUUCUCAUGGGGCGCGAUCGGCUCCUCAGUCUGGUCCAUCUACAACUACUCGUGUCAAUAAGAGACCGCCUCAUGUUUGCAUUGAUUGUAACCGUGUUCUCUCCUCCGAUUAUUCGUUACGACGUCAUCGGCUCACUUGCGUAGAGGCACGUGCAAAUGGCGCUAAUCAACCUGCAGCUCCAUCCGGAGGGUCUAACACCAAUAAUUCUUCCCUUAGUGAGGAGUCCUUGCACCUCCAAGACGUUAUGCUUGGAAGUGCAUGUAUCGGGAAUGACCGAAACACGGACUCGAUGGGAAUGUCAGAUCCAAUGUUAAGCCACGUUGCACUUUCUACACCGCUACACCAACAAGGUGUUCAGUUUAGUCGUACACCAUCACUGACUGGCUCAGGAUCGGCUUCUGCCGUCGACGAAUGGUACGAGCGUCAUUCUUUGCGCAAAACGGAUGAUGUGCCGGACUCAACUACCAGCCAGAGGCUUGAUCGUUCAACUUCUCCGGGAAUUCUCGCCACGCCCACGGAAAGCUCACAACCCGGUUGCCUCCAAUACACCAGAAAGCGUGCUAAUUCCGGUGAAAUAAAUGUGCAGAGCGGUCAUACAUCUCGUUCGCAGCAGCACAAACAUCUCUGCCAGUCAUGUGGAAAGUUUUACUCGUCCGAAUGGAAUUUGGAGAGGCAUCGUCGAGAGUCGUGCCCCGUAAAAGGAAAGGGAGCGUCACCAGCCCGAGAGCCCACUGAUAGCGCAGUCAAUGACGAGACAAGCGUACAAGUCGGCCAUACGCUUUUCCUGUUAUCGAGAUCAGCUUUGUCCCGUGCUUCGGCAUAUUUCGCUCAACUAUUCGCCAUGCAUGAUCCAUCAAAAGGAGAGUUGCGCCUGGAGCUUGAUCCCACACAUUUUCAGUCGCUUUUGGAUGUGUAUAACAACCCUAACAAUCUUAAUCAAUACAACAUCGACGCUGUUGUGGUUUUGGCUAAUCGGCUGAAAUUCAGCACCGUUUUCGACAGCUGUGAGAGAUACAUUGCCGAACAGCUGCCACAGAUCUCAGUGAUGCACGCUAUUCGCUUAGCGGAACAGCUCAAACUUUCGGCUAUUAAGCAACGGCUUUUCGACACAAUCUCGAUAGACGUUUUCAGAUCUCUGGCCUCUGACGAGCAGUACAAGAAGAUGGAUGCAGAACUGAAAGCUGAGCUGCUCGAGAAAUGGGGAACGUUCCUUUGA